Molecule: messenger RNA, 1632 nt
Organism: Striga hermonthica
Lineage: Eukaryota; Viridiplantae; Streptophyta; Magnoliopsida; Lamiales; Orobanchaceae
Source: the annotation of a GenBank genome assembly
AUGUCAUUGGGCAUUGUUAAAGUUGGGAACGGGUCAGAAAAGUCAUCGUUGUCCAAGUAUGACGAGGCAAUGGAUGCUCUGUCUUCACUGAUAACAAAGCGCAGUCGGGCUGAUAAGAAGAACAAAGGCGAUCGUUUCGACUUAUUGUUUGAUUAUGUGAAGAUAUUGGAAUUAGAGGAACAGAUAAAAGAGAUGAAGAUUGUUCAUGUGGCCGGCACUAAAGGAAAGGGGUCAACUUGCACUUUUGCAGAAUCUAUUCUGCGAAAUUGUGGCUUCCGUACUGGAUUGUUCACCUCCCCUCAUCUCAUUGAUGUUCGAGAAAGAUUUAGGUUGGAUGGGUUAGAGAUUCCUGAAGAGAAGUUUUUGGCAUACUUCUGGUGGUGUUGGGAUCGGCUGAAGGCAUGUUCAGAAAGAACCUCUGAUGAGAUACCCAUGCCAACAUAUUUUCGUUUCCUUGCCUUGCUUGCCUUCAAGAUUUUUGCAGCUGAGCAGGUAGAUGUUGUCAUUUUGGAAGUUGGUUUAGGUGGAAAAUUUGAUGCUACAAAUGUGGUUGAGAAACCAAUUGUCUGUGGUAUUGCUUCUCUAGGGUAUGAUCACAUGGAAAUUCUUGGUAAUACCCUUGGACAAAUUGCUGGGGAAAAGGCUGGGAUUUUCAAGAGUGGUGUACCAGCCUUUACCGUACCACAGCCAGAAGAAGCCAUGAUGGUCCUUGAACAGAAGGCUUCACAACUAGAUGUAAAUCUUCAAGUGGUUGCUCCUUUAGAUCCUAGCCUGCUAAGUGGUCUACAUCUAGGACUUGAAGGGGAGCACCAGUAUUUGAAUGCUAGCCUUGCAAUUGCACUAUGCUCAACUUGGCUUCAUAAUUCCGGCCAUGUUGGAAUCAAUUACUUAAAUCAGACUACCUCUCUACCGGAGGAGUUCAUUAGGGGAUUAGCUACUGCUUCUUUGCAAGGGCGUGCUCAAAUUGUCUCCGAUCAGUUCAUUGAGAGUGAGAGCUCAGGUGAUCUUGUGUUCUACUUGGAUGGUGCCCAUAGUCCUGAGAGCAUGGAGGUAUGUGCAAAAUGGUUUUGCCUUGCGACCAAGGAAGAUUGUAAAUCUUCUUAUAAGCAGUCUUAUUGUGACUCUGGGAGACUGCAUGAAUCAGAAAAGAAUGGGCCAUUCAGAAAACAUUCAACUCAGAUAUUGUUGUUCAAUUGUAUGUCGGUGCGGGACCCUCAAUUGCUUCUUCCACGCCUCAUGGGUGCAUGUGCCAGUCAUGGAGUUCACUUCAAAAAGGCUUUAUUUGUUCCAAACACAUCAGUGUAUUACAAGGUGGGUACUGUUGACUCGCCUUCAGCGGACACUCAAAUUGACGUUUCUUGGCAGAUAACUCUUCAGAAAUUAUGGGAAAGUCUCAUUCAUGGGGAAAAGGGACGAGAAGUAAAGAAUGUAGACUUGACGUGUGAAGCAAUUGUCGAAGAUACAGAGAAAACUACUAGUAAUUCUGAGAACAGCACGGUUUUCACUUCGCUCCCUCUAGCUAUUAAUUGGCUUCGGGACAAUGUCCGCAGAAAUCAAUCAGUUCGCUUUCAAGUUCUAGUGACGGGUUCAUUGCAUCUAGUUGGUGAUGUAUUGCGACUAAUCAAGAGGUGA